Messenger RNA from Salpingoeca rosetta, 1844 nucleotides. RefSeq lists its product as uncharacterized. The record is from RefSeq and is a predicted model, not a curated record. Gene Ontology annotation, molecular function: FAD binding. The transcript has a single exon. The coding region runs from base 115 to 1791 and encodes 558 amino acids. Lineage: Eukaryota; Choanoflagellata; Craspedida; Salpingoecidae.
GCAUUUGCCAAAAAUAAACCCAGUCAGGCAUUCAUUCAUUGUUGUUACAAAACACCAACCACCACGAACACAGACAGCGACCCCCCUCCCCAACAAACUUGCACCAUACCUGCCAUGACCACCACCGUUGUUGUUGUGGGAGGCGGCAUCAGCGGCCUGGCCUUUGCCUGCGCGUUUCUUGGGGAGGAGGACGAGCAGACGCAAACCACGCAGCACAGCACGCAGCACAGCACGCAGCACAGCACGCAGCACAGCACGCAGCACAGCACGCAGCACAGCACGCAGCACAGCACGCAGCACAGCACGCAGCACAGCACGCAGCACAGCACGCAGCACAGCACGCAGCACAGCACGCAGCACAGCACGCAGCACAGCACGCAGCACAGCACACAGGAGAGCACACAGGAGAGCACACAGCAGGCACCCAAGGAGACAGCCAACCGCAAUGCAGCCCACGCAGCCAAGAAGGUGGUGGUGGUGUUGGAGCGAGCCGCGUCUCCAGAGGACAUGCAGACGCAGCUGGGCCACUCGCUCUCGCUGCGCGCCGACGCGGGUGGUGUGGAUGCGGUCGCACGCCUUGGCAUGGAGGAAGAGCUGCGGUCCUUGGCCACAGUCUCCCAAGGCCCCGUCUUGGCGGAGGUCGUGCAGCGGCAUGUGCGCAAAGUGAUUGCAUCCGACGAGGUGCUCGCCAACGCCCGUCGUCUUGGCAUUCGCAUCAGCCGAUUUGUGCUCUGGCAGGCGCUGUUGAAGCGAGCACAGGCACUGGGCGCAGACGUGCGCUUUGGCGCAGAGGUAACCGGGCUACAGCAGAUUGAGGCGCUCAGCCACAAGCGCAACCAAGACAGGCUGAGCAGUGUCACAGCAACAGCACAGGCCGCAACACAGUGCGUUGAUGUGACGCUGGCGGACGGCUCGGCGCUGCGGGGCGACGUGCUUGUGGCAGCAGAUGGCGUUGGAUCGACAGUCCGUCGUAUGCUGGAACCAGAGUGGACGGCAGAUGUCCUCGACACCGUCAUCGUUGGUGCCACCGUGAACGUCGACGACAUGGACGCCGCGCUUCCGCCAAUGCUCCACCGCCGACACGGCCUCGUGUGCGGCCGCGAAGGUACAGCGCUGUUUCUUGCUGAUGAAGGAGACAACCGCGUCUUGGUCGCCCUCGCGCUCCCCACGCCCCCCUCAGAACAGGGGACCCUGUACGCACACGACGCCCUCCGCCACGACGAGGCGCUCAUGGCCCGCGCGCUGGGGGCUGCCGCUGAAUAUGGCGACAAGCUGGAGGCGUUGAUCACACAGGCCGUCACGGCACCUUCGUCGUACGUGCGCAUGUGUCGCGAUGGUGCCUGCGUUCCACCGCGCGGCCGCGUCGUCUUCAUCGGCGACGCCAGCCACCCCGUCAGCCAGUUUGGCGGCGAUGGCGCGAGCAUGGCGCUGUCUGACGGCGUCGGGCUUGCUAGCAUGCUGUCCCGCGCGGUGCAAUCUGCAGCCCAAGGAGGGCAUGGCGAGGGAGACGCAUCUUCCUCCUCCCCGGUCGAUGUACAAGGUGUUUUGCAGCAGUUCUUUGCACAGACGGCACCAGCAUGGCGCAAGGCACGACAGUCGCCCCACAACGCGGCCAAAAUCCUCCUCACCAGCUCGCCGACCGCCUUGUUCCUGCGUGACACGGCGUUUGCGACCACACGGGCAGCCGUCGCACACCCCCGCGUCUCCGCCAUCACAGCAGGCGUAGCGCUCGCAGCGCUGGCUGCUGGUGUUGCAUAUGGCACACGACGUCUCAUCCGCGCACUCGCUUGAGCAGGCGUGCACUAUGGUUCUGUGUGUGUGUGUGUGUGUGUGUGUGUGUGUGU